CCGUCGUCCUUCAUUAUUCAGUCUCUCUUUCGCUCCAUGGUUGAUGAUUAAUUUCUCUCCGUAUCUUAUCGGCACUCACAACCACCGGAGAAGAUGCUACCCAUCGCAUCAUUCUCCUCUCGUCAAUUGGCUUUAAAUACAUCCAACUCAACGAACCUAUUUUUCUGUUCGCUUCCUUCUCGCACGGCCACCUCCCGCCUUCGGAGAGUCUCUCCUCGGAGUCCUAAUCUCAAGCGAUUAACCUCUCGUGUUGUUAGCCUCACCCGUCGAAAGCAGCUCCACCAGGUAUUUGAGGAAAUUGAGAUUGCCAAGAGACGUUAUGGAAAGCUGAAUACAAUUGUUAUGAAUGCGGUCUUGGAAGCUUGUGUUCACUGUGGUGAUAUUGAUUUAGCUCUGAGGACUUUUAAUGAAAUGUCUAAACCAGAUAAUUGUGGCCUUGACAAUGUCAGUUAUGGCACGCUAUUAAAGGGUUUGGGCGAAGCUCGCAAGAUUGAUGAAGCAUUUCAAUUACUUGAAUCUGUGGAAGAAGGAACUGCCAUCGGAGGUCCAAUAUUGUCAGCACCACUUAUAUAUGGUCUUCUAAAUGCUUUAAUUGAAGCAGGAGACAUGCGCCGUGCCAAUGGUCUAAUAGCACGAUAUGGGUUCUUACUUCGUGAAGGAGGCAAUCUCUCAAUAUCAGUUUACAACUUAUUGAUGAAGGGGUACAUAAGCUCAGGUGUUCCUCAAGCUGCUUUGGCCAUGUACAAUGAGAUGCUAAAUCUGGAGUUGAAACCUGAUAGGCUCACAUAUAAUACAUUAAUAUCUGCUUGUGUGAAGAUCAACAAACUGGACGCGGCAAUGUAUUUUUUCAAGGAAAUGAAGGAACGAGCUGAUAAGUAUGAUCAGGAAGAUAUUUUUCCUGAUGUUGUGACUUAUACUACUUUACUUAAGAGUUUUGGGAUUCUGAAAGAUGUCCGUCUUGUUCACAAAAUUGUGCUGGAAAUGAAGUCUUGUCGUGGUUUGUCAAUUGAUCGAACUGCAUACACUGCAAUGAUUGAUGCUUUGGUUAACUGUGGCUCUAUUAAUGGUGCUCUUUCUUUAUUUGGGGAAUUAUUGAAGCUUUCUGGAUGGAAUUUGGAGUUACGGCCAAAGCCACAUCUUUAUCUCACUCUUAUGAGAGUUUUUUCUAGUAGAGGAGAUUAUAGGAUGGUCAAAUGUUUGCAUAGACGCAUGUGGCUGGACUCCUCUGGAACUAUUUCUCUUGGAUAUCAGGAAGAAGCAGAUCAUCUUCUCAUGGAGGCAGCUUUCAAUGACAAUCAGAUUGAUGUGGCAAUAGAGAAACUUUCAACAAUUAUUAAGAAAUGGAAGGGAAUCUCAUGGGCUAGUCGAGGUGGCAGUGUUGCUCUGCGUAUUGAAGCAUUGUUGGGACUCACCAAAUCUUUCUUUAGUCCUUGCAUAUUUCCUCGGGUAAAUCUGGGUGCACCAAUUGAGAGUGUCAUGAUGCCAUUUAAAGCCGUUCAGCCAUUAAAUGGAAGCUUACUGUUGAAGGAGGUGGUUAUGCGUUUCUUUGACAAAUCAGUUGUGCCUAUCAUAGACGACUGGGGUAUAUGUAUUGGACUACUUCACCGAGAAGACUGUACUGAGUUGGAUGAGCCCCUUUGGAAAAUGAUGAGAAGCCCUCCUCCUGGUGUAACAACUACAGCAUCGAUUGGACAUGUUGCGAAUCUAAUUCUGCAAAAGAGGUACAAAAUGGUCGUUGUUGUAAGACAUAGCAAGUAUAGUACGUAUUAUGGCUCGAGUUUGAGGGCUCUCGGUGUUUUUACUAUCGAGCAAUUGUAUGGCUUUAUUUCUCCCAUUCCAAUUCAGCAUCGGCCAAACAUCCCUUGUAAGACGUAAUAGACAAAAACAAACCUCCAUUUUUUAAAAUAGAAUUAUUAGCUUUACAGCAAAUGUUUUCAUGCA
Cucumis sativus (cucumber) is the source of this 1941-nucleotide messenger RNA. RefSeq names its product pentatricopeptide repeat-containing protein At5g10690. Gene Ontology annotation, molecular function: protein binding. The record is from RefSeq and is a predicted model, not a curated record. The coding region runs from base 94 to 1875 and encodes 593 amino acids. The transcript has 12 exons. Lineage: Eukaryota; Viridiplantae; Streptophyta; Magnoliopsida; Cucurbitales; Cucurbitaceae.